Solanum dulcamara is the source of this 1194-nucleotide messenger RNA. RefSeq lists its product as uncharacterized. The record is from RefSeq and is a predicted model, not a curated record. Bases 1 to 1194 code for a protein of 397 amino acids. Lineage: Eukaryota; Viridiplantae; Streptophyta; Magnoliopsida; Solanales; Solanaceae. The transcript has a single exon.
AUGGAGAGAAUUAAACUUCUCAAAAACAUUCAUCAUAUCUCUAUCAUUGCCAUUUUAGAACCUUUCUCUGACAAUACUCAACUGCAGUACUUCAGAAAUCUUCUCAAUAUGGACUAUGCUACUCAUAAUCCUAAUGGUAAAAUUUGGAUUUUCUGGACAAAAGAUGUGAGUUGCACUAUUUUGGAAAAUGAGGAACAGCUGAUCACUUGUGACAUUAACCAUGUUAUGAGCCCUAAUCAGUUCAUUACUACAUUUGUGUAUGCCAAGUGUAAGGACCACCUCAGAAGACCUCUAUGGGACAGCAUGCUGCAGCAGUCCAUUACUUCUCUUCCAUGGUGUACUGUAGGUGACUUCAAUGUUAUUACUGACCCUGAAGAAAAACUUGGGGGGGUCAUGUAUAAUAUGAGAAAGAGCCUUGAGUUCAUUAGUAUUAUAGAGGCUAGUGGCCUGCAAGACCUUGGCUUUACAGGGCAGAAAUACACCUGGUGCAAUCAAAGAGGCAUCAUGUCCAGAGUAUGGAAGAGACUUGAUAGGGGAAUGGUUAAUGAUAAAUGGCUGGAAACCAUGCCCCUUACUUCCAUAACUCAUCUCCCCUCAGUUGGUUCUGAUCAUUGCCCUCUACUUAUGGAAAUGAUAGAUCAACAUCAUAAUCCCAUCAUAUACUUCAAGUUCCUUAACUGUUGGCCUGAACAACCUUCCUUUAUGGAUCUUGUUGAGAACUGCUGGAGCAGGUCCAUUGAGGGUAAUCCAAUGUGGAUCUUUCACAUGAAGAUGAAGAGGCUUGCUAAUACUCUUAGUAACUGGUCUAGGAACCAAUUUGGUGAUAUCUAUGCUAAAGUUAAAGAGUAUGAGGAAGCUGUUAAACAAGCUGAAGAGGACCUGAUUAACAUGCAAUCCAAUGAAAACAGAUCCAAGCUCCAUGCCAUCAAUGCUGAAUACAUCAGGUAUAUGAAAAUGGAGAAUACUAUCCUUAGGCAAAAGACUCAGCUGCAGUGGUUUAAAGAAGGUGAUAUGAAUUCUAGUUACUUCCAUGCCCUGAUUAGAGGCAGAAGAAGGAAGUUGUACAUUCACAGGAUUCAGACUGAGGAAGGCUCAUGGGUGCAGGGUGAUGCUGAAAUAGCUGAGGCAGCCUGUGAGCACUUCCAGCAGAUCUUCACAGGGGAAGAGAAUUACAUCCAGCAGCAUAACCUUUAA